GAAACAAUGGCGUUCUGUCUGAUGAAAUCACUGAGUCAGAAGUCUACGAACUCGCUGUCAGCAGCAUUGCGAUUGACAUCAUCGGAGUUAGUCGGAGCAAAAAGUGCUUUGUCUGCUCACGGUCUACUGUAUUCUACAAAGAGAGCCAAAAAAGAAGAGAUAAUCGCCGCCUAUGAGAUACCAGCUCCUCCUCCUCCUCUUGACGACGACAUUCCUACGUCAGGGAUAAGUCGUCCGAUAUCAGAAAUUCUUAAAGAACUGAAUAAGAAAGUUCCAGAUUCUCUCAUCAGAGCCCGUACAGAAGCCAAUGGUUUCUCUAUCAAAUAUAUUCCAUGGCAUAUCGUGAAUAGGAUUAUGAAUUUGCAUGCUCCAGAAUGGUCUGGGGAAGUCCGAAGGAUCGACUAUUCUGCAGAUGGGAAGUCUGUUUCCGUUACUUAUCGGGUAACAAUUUAUGGGACUGAUGCAGAGAUAUUUAGGGAGUCAACUGGAACUUCAUCAAUUGACGAGGUAGGUUAUGGUGAUCCAGUGCAGAAGGCCGAAGCCAUGGCAUUCCGUCGAGCUUGUGCCCGUUUUGGUCUUGGGCUUCAUCUUUAUCAUGAGGAGUUGUAACCCUAUCAAGACUUGCUAGUAAUUUGUAGGUAACAUCCUGCUAGCAGGUUAUGCCAUUACCACAUUUUUGGGUGCUUAUUUGCAGGCGUUGAAGUUUCCAGGGAUCUUCUCGGAAAAAAACAUCUUUGUAUCUUGAGAGGGGUAAGGUUUGCACACAUUUUAUCCUUCCAAAUACUACCUCCAGGUGGGAUAUGCUUGGUUUGUUUGGUUUGUCGACUCUUUGUUACCUUCACUAUUUCAAUAGGUAUCAUUGAGCACAUUCUGUAGCCCCUUUAACCAACACGCUGUAUUUUCUAGACUAACUAGACUUAUGAAAUGCAACUAAUUCUAUCCGGUUCAGUUUUGGUUGAAACAAGAAUAUGAUCCAUCCCUA
Messenger RNA from Cynara cardunculus var. scolymus (artichoke), 982 nucleotides. Its product is annotated as DNA repair RAD52-like protein 1, mitochondrial. Gene Ontology annotation, molecular function: DNA binding. The transcript has 4 exons. Gene Ontology annotation, biological process: double-strand break repair via homologous recombination. NCBI's taxonomy places the organism in Eukaryota, Viridiplantae, Streptophyta, Magnoliopsida, Asterales, Asteraceae. The record is from RefSeq and is a predicted model, not a curated record. Bases 7 to 609 code for a protein of 200 amino acids.